GGCAAUACCUAACUGGAUCUCUGCUCCGAGCAAGCACCGACGAGACGAGGGAGACACUUAAAAGCUAAUCGCACACGCUGAAACACCAUCUGCCAGACGUUUUUUCUUGCCAUGUCAGUACGAAAGAUUCCAAUUCUAGGCAAAGAGUCUAUCCACGUCGGGUUCAACCUCGUCCAGCACAUCGCAGAUACCCUCUUAGAUACCCUGCCAUCCUCGACCUAUGUCCUGAUCACAGACACUAACAUCGCGCCCCUGUACUUGCAGCCGAUAGCUGCUACAUUUGCUCAGGCGACAGAUGCUCACUUUCCAGACAAAUCAGAUCCUGCCAGGCCCCGCUUCCUCACUUACACCAUCCCACCAGGCGAGACUACCAAGACUCGCGAGGGAAAGGCAGAGAUAGAGGACUUCCUGCUUCGUCACAGAUGCACCAGGGACACAGUUAUCAUCGCCCUUGGAGGCGGUGUCAUCGGUGAUCUUGUUGGCUUCGUCGCUGCAACUUUCAUGCGUGGGGUACGUGUAGUACAAGUGCCUACUUCGCUUCUUGCUAUGGUCGACUCCGCAAUCGGUGGAAAGACCGCCGUAGAUGCCCCCCUUGGCAAGAAUCUCAUUGGCGCAUUCUGGCAGCCAUCUUACAUUUUCGUCGAUGCUGCGUUCCUUCGCACGCUCCCCUUGCGAGAACUCGCAAAUGGUCUCGCAGAAGUUAUCAAGACGGCGGCUAUCUGGGACGAAGCUGCCUUUGCUCUUCUCGAAGCAAAUUCCUCCACGCUCCUCACAUGUCUCUCCCCGUCCUCCCCGGCCCUCCAUCUAGGCCACCCCCUCCUGACGUUGAUCAUAUCAUCCAUCAACACGAAAGCUACGAUCGUCUCACGUGACCCACGCGAAGCACACCUUCGGGGUCUCGUCAACUUCGGUCACUCUAUCGGCCACGCUAUCGAGGCACUCGUUACCCCCUAUGUGCUCCACGGCGAGUGCAUCAGUGUGGGCAUGGUCCUGGAAGCGGAACUGGCCCGGGCAGCCGGUGUCCUCGGGCAAGUCAGUCUUGGUCGUCUGCGCCGGUGUAUCGAGUCGUACGGCCUCCCAUCUACCCUUUCAGACAAGCGAAUCCUUGAAGCCGAAAAGCGUAUCGUAGCGGCAGGGGGCCAAGCUAUCUCUGUCGAUGCUCUUCUUGAUCGGAUGUCAGUCGACAAGAAAAACGCAGGAAAACUGAAGAGGGUUGUCUUACUCGAGCGCAUUGGGAAGACACGUGAGCUACGUGCUACUGGCGUUGCUGAUGAAGAUAUCAGGAAGGUCCUCUGCCCCGCUAUGCGUGUGGUAGCGGGAACCCCUAGUACCUAUGUGAAACCACCUCUUCCACCUCCAAUGCUGGAACUUCCCGACGCAGACCCAACACAGCUGUCGGGGCCUGUUCCCAACGCACUUAUCCCCCAAGCUUCAUCAGCUACUCCGGCUCCAAUCGGAAUGCCUGCCACAGAUGUUCCCCACAUUACACUCUCGACCCCCGGCUCUAAGUCCCUUUCCAAUCGUGCCCUCGUCCUUGCCGCCCUUUGCAAGGGGACAUGUAGACUGAAAAACCUCCUUCAUUCUGACGAUACCCAAGUCAUGAUGGCGGCUCUCGAACAACUCAAGGCUGCUACAUUUACAUGGACUGACAACGGGGAGACGCUGGUCGUCAGCGGUUCCGGCGGUGCUUUGUCUGUCCCACCACCCGGCACGCAAUUGUAUCUUGGCAACGCAGGAACAGCUGCGCGGUUUCUCACAACCGUCUGCACCAUCGUUUCUCCCUCGAAUACAACGGACGCCUCUCAAGCACAGAUGACGGAAAUUACCGGAAAUGCGCGCAUGAAGCAACGUCCAAUCGCACCACUCGUCACCGCCCUGCGGGAUGCAGGUGCCACCAUCGGCUACCUCGAAUCCGAGGGUUGCCUCCCUCUCUCCAUCAAGCCCUUGGGUAGACUUCCUGGUGGUACGCUCAUGCUUGACGCAUCGCUUUCGUCCCAGUAUGUCUCUUCUAUUCUACUCUGCGCACCCUACGCUGCAGAGCCGACCACACUGACUUUGACGGGCCCUGCCGUCAUAUCGCAAUUGUACAUCGACAUGACAAUCGAACUCAUGCGUGCCUUCGGGAUUGAGGUCACUCGCGAACGUGACGCUGUUAGCGGUGACCUCUUAAAUGUUUAUCACAUACCCAAAGGAACAUAUCGUGUCCCCGAGAGCGGCGAGUUUGUGAUCGAAAGCGAUGCGAGCAGUGCAACGUAUCCCCUUGCGAUUGCAGCCAUUACUGGCACGCGGUGCACCCUCGCCAACAUCGGUUCCUCCUCGCUGCAGGGCGAUGCGCGCUUUGCAAAGGAAGUUCUGGAACCGAUGGGGUGCGAGGUCGUACAAACAGAGACAGAGACGACUGUCACCGGCCCACCGAAGGGCAAGCUGAGGGCCAGAGGAGAGGUCGAUAUGGAGCCCAUGACCGAUGCAUUCUUGACGGCAUGUGCAGUCGCAGCUGUAGCAACAGAUGGCGGUGUAGGCGAGGGCGCAGAAUCCGGUGAGGGCAAGAACGUGACGAGGAUCAGGGGUAUUGCCAAUCAGCGUGUCAAGGAGUGCAACCGGAUCCAGGCGAUGAUGGAUCAGUUGGCAAAAUUCGGCAUUUCAACGCGAGAACUUCCCGAUGGACUCGAAGUUUACGGUCGCCCGCUCUCCCAGCUCACGCGCGGUGCUUCCAUACACUGCUAUGAUGAUCAUCGUGUUGCAAUGGCCUUUUCCGUCCUCGCCACUGUUGUUGAUGGAACUAUUUUGGAGGAAAAGCGGUGUGUAGAGAAGACGUGGCCCAACUGGUGGGAUGAUCUCGAAAAUAGGCUCGGGGUCAAAGUAGAAGGCGUCGAACUACCCAAACCUGUGAAGACUAACCCAGCCCCGAAGACUCCUGAAACAAUUCCAAGUAUCCUUCUUAUUGGCAUGCGUGGCUCCGGUAAAACGUACAUCGGGGAGCUCGCUGCACGCGCCCUCUCCCUUCCCCUACUCGACUUCGAUGUCGAAUUUUCGCGCGAGUGCAAGCAACCAUUGCGCGACUUCGUCCUGAAGCAAGGCUGGGCAGAAUUCCGGAAAGCGGAGAUCGCGCUACUCCUCAAGUUAAUGAAGACACAUGGGCGCGGGUGGGUAGUCAGCCUUGGAGGUGGUAUUGUAGAGACUCCGGAGGCACGCGAGGCGCUCAAGAAAUACGCCAGGGCAGGCGGAUGUGUCGUAUGGGUACAGAGAGAGUCCGAGGAAAUUGAGCGGUACUUGGAAAGCGAGACGGAGAGACCAGCAUACGGUGAGCCCGUGCGUGCCGUUCUUGAGAGACGCAACCCCUGGUUCGAGGAGUGCGCAAACUACAUCUUUGGGAAUCACACAGCACUUCCUGAUGGCGCGUCUGCAAUGGGGUCGGGAGCGCUAGAGGCCGAGGUAACGAGGUUCUUUGGGCACGUAUCGGGUUUGCGACCAAACCUAGUCCCGAGCAACGCCAACCGUUCUUACUUCCUUUCUCUGACCUACCCCGAUGUGACUCCCGCACUCCCCAAGAUUUCUGAGCUCACCACGGGCGUUGACGCAGUGGAGUUGCGCGUCGAUCUUCUACGUGAAUCCGGGUCGCAACUUCCUAGCCCUACAUACGUGUCCUCUCAACUAUUCGCUCUUCGGCGCGUAACGACACUUCCAAUUGUCUUUACUGUGCGUACUGUAUCUCAAGGAGGAGCAUUCCCGGACGAUGCGCCAGCUGAGGCGGGGAAGCUCCUCAACCUCGCGCUGCGCCUCGGUGUGGAAUAUAUUGAUGUCGAAACGACCUUGCCGCCUUCACUCAUUCAAGAGAUUACUACUUCGAAAGGCCCUUCACUUGUCAUCGCGUCGUUCCACGACUGGACUGGCUCAGUCACUUGGGACGGUGUUGCCAUGAAAGCACAAUACGAAGCAGCUGCACAGAUCGGAGACGUUGUGAAGCUUAUUGGCAGGGCGAACAAUGUGUCCGAUAACUUCAAACUACAGGAGUUCGUCGCGAGAGUAGCUGAAGCAUCGAAGCCCAUCAUUGCGAUCAACAUGGGAACAGCGGGACAGCUGUCGCGUGUGCUCAACAAGACGCUGACACCGGUCACCCAUCCUCUUCUUCCUACGGCAGCCGCUCCUGGUCAAAUGUCCGUAUCGGAUAUUCAUCGUGCGUUGCACCUCAUUGGACUACUUCCUGCGCGCCGCUUUUUCCUGUUUGGUAGCCCAAUUUCCCGUUCACCUUCUCCGACACUACAUAACACCGGCUUCGCUGCUCUCGGGUUGCCACACACAUAUGGGCUCCUUGAGGGUGAGAGUAUCACUGAUGAAACGCGCGCUGUCCUUGCGAGCCCCGAUUUCGGGGGAGCAAGCGUGACGAUCCCGUUGAAGCUUGAUAUCAUACCCGUUCUUGAUUGCCUUACGGCCGCCGCGACUGCUAUUGGUGCUGUCAACACCAUUAUUCCAUGCCAGUCCUCCUCUCCAGAGAAACCUCGCCUACUCUUGGGCGACAACACGGAUUACGUUGGUAUCAUAAGUGCCAUUCGCGCGGUGUCUCCUGGGCUCCGUGCCCCUGAUUCGGCACUAGUACUGGGAGCAGGUGGAACGGCCCGCGCGGCUGUUUAUGCGCUGCACACGCUCGGUGCAAAACAGGUAUAUCUAUACAACCGUACGCAUGCUAAGGCUACUGCUAUCGCCGAGGCAUUCCCCAGCGUACCCAUUCUGGUGCUCGACAAGCUUGGCAGCUGGCCCGCGAGUGCGCCGAGCGUAGUUAUAUCCACGGUUCCCGCUGAUGCAACGACUAUCAAAACCGGGCCUGGCCUUGAGGGUAAGGUGUAUCUUCCCUCCAACCUCUUCGACAGUUCUAUCAAAGGCGUCGUUGUCGAUAUGGCCUACAAGCCUGCGGAGACUCCUCUGCUGGCACUCGCGAAGCACGUCGCGCCCACGUGGGCUCGUGUACCUGGUGUGGAGGUUCUACUGGAACAGGGGUACGCACAGUUCGAGCAUUGGACAGGAAGGCGGUGCCCAAGGGAAAUUGUGAGGGAAAAGGUUCUGCAGUGGUAUAAUGCUUGAAGCGAUGUUUCGGACUCCUUGCCUCCGGUUCAUGCGGUAGAAACAAUUAGAAACUUUUGGUCUGUUCACAACUUGGUUGUUACAUCUCUUUGUCCUUCGUAAAUUUUGUUACUCCGUAGUUUACUGCUGUGUCGACAGAAUUAACCGGUAGAAUACUAGU
This is a messenger RNA of Pisolithus orientalis, 5236 nucleotides long. RefSeq names its product EPSP synthase-domain-containing protein. Lineage: Eukaryota; Fungi; Basidiomycota; Agaricomycetes; Boletales; Pisolithaceae. Gene Ontology annotation, molecular function: 3-dehydroquinate dehydratase activity; 3-dehydroquinate synthase activity; shikimate kinase activity. The record is from RefSeq and is a predicted model, not a curated record. The transcript is spliced from 6 exons. Gene Ontology annotation, cellular component: cytoplasm. Bases 112 to 5076 code for a protein of 1654 amino acids. Gene Ontology annotation, biological process: chorismate biosynthetic process; aromatic amino acid biosynthetic process.